UCGCGUGCCUGUGCCCACGAAGCCGAAGCCAGGUUGCCCUGCAGGCCAGGAUCGGAAGCCUCUGCCCUGGAGUUGCCCAGCGCGCACACAGCCUGAAGGUUCCCAGACCCAAAAGUGAAACCUCCGCGACGCUGAGAGGAGCCGGAAAUGCCCCUGCCAAGAUGCACUGCAAAUGUCCAUCUAUGGAAAAUGUCCACCUAUGGAGGCAUGAACAAACAACGUGGUCAAACACACACGAUGGAGCGGUCGGCGUGCAGCCUCGCAGAGGAGGUUCUGACACACAGCACAGAGUGGGUGGACCUCAGAGCGUUAGGCCAAGGUAAGAAGUCAGGCAUGCAGGAGAACAGCUCUCAGGACCUGGGUGUAUGAAAUGAGAACAGGCAGAUCCUGCAGGGACAGAAAGCAGAGUUAUAGCUGCCAGGGGCGAGGGGCGUGGCAGUGUCUUUGGGGUGAUGGGAAUGUUCUCAGAUUGGUUGUGCUGGUGGUUGCCCGAGCCUGGAUAUGCUAAACACCCAGAGUUUUACACUUUUAAUGGGUGAAUUGUAUGGUUUAUGAAUUAUAUCUCACAUACCACAGUAACAUUCAAAGCUGUUACUGUGCAAACGUGAAGCCAAGUGACGACAUCCAGGCCCAGCGCAGGCUCUUGAUGUCCUUCCUUCCUGGGCCAUGUGUGGAUCGUGUCCGGGGCAAGGUGCCCAGGAGCCCCACACCCCGCUUCUCCACUGCUCCACUGCCACAUCCUGCCUCUAGGUCUCAUGACCAUCUGGAGCGCAUGCCAGGGUCCCUGCCGGUUGGCUGGCCUGAGACAGCCUACAAGCUCCACCGUGCACACUCACUGGCGGGGUGGCUGUGUGUCAGCACCCGGCACCACGUGUUCCUGCAGAUGAGGGCUCUGAAGUGAACUGGAUGAGGGCCCCGCCAGGUAGAGCUGCUGGCAUCAGCCCCGACGCCAGUGCAGGGGUUGUAUGUUUUGGAACGUUGGAGCCGCAAAUAAGUGGAAAUGCUGAUUCAAACAGGAAGGAACCAAUCUUGUGAAAGCAGAAGUUUGGAGCUGCUGUGAACUCUGGGCAGACACAGGCAGGCACUGUCCAUCGGAGGGGGGUGGUGUGGGGAGCAGGGUGACUUCAGUGCCUAACUGGGGUCUCUGAGGCCGUUUGUCUCUCCACAUCAGGGGACUAGAGUGCAGGCCAGUGAGCUCUGCUGGCUGAGGGCCUCUGGGGCAAUGGGUCCUCACCCAUUGGGGUAUGGGGCUCCCACAUCUGACCCAGUCGCUGGAGCCCAUUUGCCAAUAUGAGCAGGGCAUGCUGCUGGUGGUGGCAGGAUGCUCCAGGAGGCUGAGUGUGCGUGUCCGUGUUCCCGUGUGCAUAUAAUGUAAGCAUGUAUGCACAUGUCCACAAGUAUGGGUAUACGUGCAUGAUGUAGGUCUACGCAUGUCUGUGUUCAUGUGUGUGUAUUCGUAUGGCUGUGUUUUGCGUGCUAUGUGCUUGUACCUGGGUCUCUGUGUGUGUCCUCGUAUGUGCAGUCCUGUAUUCUGUAUGGUGUGUGCUGGGACCACCAGGCAUUCUCCUGCUUCUCCCUGUUCCCAUAGCAAAGCUUCUGGAAGGCUGUGUAGCCUCCCAGUGGCCCCUAACUUCCACCUCUCCAGUUGGUCAAGUUCUAGGCCAAGGGUAGGGGUAGCAGCCUCUUCAGUAUGGGGUGAAGCUGUUGUGGGCUUCUAGCUGGGGUAUGACUGGCCCCGGGUUUAUUUUUCUAGAAGGCCUUGCUGCCAUGUGGGUGGACCAGUGGAGGAGGCAGGUGCCAUCCACACGGAGGAGCAGUGCGGUGACUCCAGUGGCCAUGGCAACAGGGGGGUCAUGCUCCACUGUGCCCCCUGCCUCAGGCAGUGACCUGGGACUGAAUGCACCAUGGAAGGGUGUUGUUGCUGCCUGUUCAUGGGGAAUCUUAGUUCCCUGACCUGAUUAGGGAUCAUGGAACCAGUGCCCCUGCAGUGGAAGCGAGGAAUCUUAACUGCUGGAGGGCCAGGGAAGUCCGGGGUUCAGUUCUUUAGCAACAGCCUACCCAAGAGGCACUGGGCUGGUGAGUGGUGGUGUCACCAGGCUCCUGAGGGCAGAGGUCAGCCUGAAAAGGCAGGAAGUGAAUUCACUAGAGAAGCAGCAGAAGGAAGGCGGGAGGGGCUGGCCCUGCACCCCUCUCCCCCAUCGCCGGCCUAGGGAGCCCCAGGAAGUCUGGGGCAGCAUCGGGCGACAUGGGGGUGCAGAGGCCUCCCUGGGCAAACUCUGGGCAGGCCCUGGGUCCAGAGCCAGGGAGGACACUGUGCCUGAUGGGGAAAUGUGACCAGGGCUGGGAGGGGCUCUGGGCUGUGUGCAGGGAGGCUGUGGCACCUCCGAGAGAGCUGGAAGGAAGCAGCUCACUGCAGCCGCAGGCCUCUAUCACCCAGAGUGGGGCGGGCACCCGGCCAGACCCUGAAGGGAGCUGGGCAGUGGGGGCCGGUCCCUGUCCUGGAAAUGCCCAGCCCCUCGGAGGAACAGAGCAGGACCAGACCGGCUGCAAGAGGCAGCGGCUGGGACACCCCCUCAGAGGAGAUGGGGGAGUGUGGGGUGAGGGGAGGGGGAGUGGUCCUGAGGAACCCACCCGCGCUCCCACCCCACCGGGCCCACCCAGUCCCCGACCAUCCGGCUUCAGGGCACCGGGCCUCAGCGCAGGACGGGGUAGGGGCGUGGGGGGCGGCAGGCGGCGGCUCCACCCUGGGCCCUCCACCCAGUGACACGGGGCGCCGCAAUGUCGGCCGCUGCCCCGUGCCUCCAUCUCUGGAACCCACGCGGGCAAGGGGCGGCCUGGAGGGCCCUGCGCGCCUGAGAGCCGCUCGGCCCGGAGGGAACGAGCGCAGCGCUGCGGGGCCGAGGGGGUGCGGAUCGCACCGAAGUCCAGGAGUCCUUUCCUCCUGGGUUGAGUCCCCGCGGGGCCUCCUCCCGCUUGCCGCCCCCGCCCCCCUUGCUGGCCCGGGCCCUCGGCGGUGGCUCGGACCGUCGGGCAGCAGCGCCUGUCCAGCAGGCCCGCGGUCCACGCUCAGCGGAUCGCUGGGCGACGGGGCGGCCUCGGGCCCAGGGGAGCUCCGGAGUCAGGAGGGGCGGAGGCCGCAGGAAGGCCGGGCAGAAUCGGGAAAGGGUGCGCCGAGAUCAGCGGAGGCUCACAGCCGGUCUCCGGCUCGAGGUGCGUGACCAGCGGUUCCCGCACGGUCCUAGCGGCCCUGAGCCCUGCCUGGCUCCCUGGAUUUUCUGCCGGCAGGGGCUGGGGAAGCGGCACAGGGUCCUGCCCCACCCCGAGUGACCCUGCAGGGGAAGGGGCCCUACUGCUCUGGUUUCCCGUGCUCUUGAGCCUCCCUUUAUUUGCCCUAGCAGGAGGAGUCUCUGACCACUGGCCUCCAGGCAUCGCUUGGCUGGGGGUGGGUGGUGACUUUUGCACCUGGCAGGGUCCCUGUCC
This is a messenger RNA of Cervus elaphus (red deer), 3480 nucleotides long. RefSeq names its product ADP-ribosylation factor-like protein 13B. Bases 2505 to 3218 code for a protein of 237 amino acids. The transcript has 2 exons. Lineage: Eukaryota; Metazoa; Chordata; Mammalia; Artiodactyla; Cervidae. The record is from RefSeq and is a predicted model, not a curated record.